This is a messenger RNA of Onthophagus taurus, 1481 nucleotides long. It is a transcript of the gene wap, whose product is annotated as DDB1 and CUL4 associated factor wap. NCBI's taxonomy places the organism in Eukaryota, Metazoa, Arthropoda, Insecta, Coleoptera, Scarabaeidae. Gene Ontology annotation, molecular function: protein binding. The record is from RefSeq and is a predicted model, not a curated record.
UUUGUUAGCAUAAUUUUUUUUACUUACCGCUUACAAUCUCGAGUAUGUACAUUUUUCAAUUCUACGUAAAUAUUAUUAUUAUAAACUUAUGAUUCUUUGUAACGUUAAUAAGAUCACCACCGAAAGUAUGAACAAGUAGAAAUAAAUUAAAGUGUUUACCCUUCGUAAAGGACAAAAAUCCUUUACCCCUUUUAAAAACAGACUGGAGCAUAUUCGUAAUUCAGCUAAAAUGGCCCAUUCAUCGGUGGGUCCGGCUGUUAAACGAAAAGAAAUUUACAAGUAUGUAGCCCCAUGGCCCCUUUACAGUAUGAAUUGGUCGGUGAGACCUGAUAAAAGAUUCAGAUUGGCUUUGGGAAGUUUUGUCGAAGAAUAUAACAACAAAGUUCAAAUUGUCUCUUUAGAUGAAGAUAGUAGUGAGUUUACACCAAAGAGUACUUUUGAACAUCCAUAUCCCACAACAAAAAUUAUGUGGAUACCGGAUAGUAAAGGAGUUUUUCCUGAUUUAUUAGCCACAAGCGGAGAUUAUUUAAGAGUAUGGAGAGCUGGAGAACCAGAUACACGUUUAGAAUGUGUCUUAAACAAUAACAAAAAUUCCGAUUUUUGUGCUCCAUUAACAAGUUUUGAUUGGAACGAAGUUGACCCAAACUUAGUAGGGACUUCCUCGAUAGACACAACUUGCACUAUUUGGGGUUUGGAAACUGGACAAAUUUUGGGCCGGGUAAACUUAGUUUCCGGUCAUGUAAAAACCCAAUUAAUAGCACAUGAUAAAGAAGUUUAUGACAUAGCUUUCUCUCGCGCUGGAGGUGGAAGGGAUAUGUUCGCUUCAGUUGGGGCGGACGGUUCAGUUAGAAUGUUUGAUUUACGCCACUUAGAACAUUCAACAAUAAUUUACGAGGACCCUGCGCAUACACCAUUAUUACGACUUGCCUGGAAUAAACAAGACCCAAAUUAUUUAGCGACGAUUGCGAUGGAUGCUUGCGAAGUAAUCAUAUUAGAUGUAAGAGUACCUUGUACGCCAGUUGCAAGGCUUAAUAACCAUAGGGCGUGUGUUAAUGGGAUUGCUUGGGCUCCACAUUCAUCAUGUCAUAUUUGUACAGCUGGCGAUGAUCACCAAGCGUUAAUUUGGGAUAUACAACAGAUGCCUAGAGCUAUUGAAGAUCCCAUUUUGGCAUAUACCGCCGCCGAAGGUGAAGUUAAUCAGAUUCAAUGGGGGGCGACGCAGCCCGAUUGGAUCGCAAUUUGUUAUAAUAAAUCUCUAGAGAUUUUACGUGUAUAAGAAGGUAAAUUUAAGGUAGGUUAACAUUAAUUUAUUUUUUUGUUUAUUAUGGUAAGUAUAAGUUGAGGAUUUAAUAUAAAUGAUAUAUAGAAGGUGAGAUCAGAACCGGAAUUAUUAGCAUCUCCUUAAUCACAAUGUUAUUUUUUGAUAUACAGGGUGUCUCAGUGAGACCGGUCAUUAGACGUUUCUGUGGUUUUGGCCAAAA